Molecule: messenger RNA, 831 nt
Organism: Papaver somniferum (opium poppy)
Lineage: Eukaryota; Viridiplantae; Streptophyta; Magnoliopsida; Ranunculales; Papaveraceae
Product: F-box protein At3g07870-like
Exons: 1
Coding region: 1-831 (276 amino acids)
Molecular function (GO): protein binding
Source: RefSeq, a predicted model, not a curated record
AUGGCUGAUAACCUCCCUGUAGAGAUAGCUCAUGACAUAUUUUCUCGACUAUUAGCUGAAACCGUUUUAACAUGCAAACUUGUAUGCAAAACAUGGCAUAAUUACUUAUCACAUGACAGCGCUAGUUUUGCUAAGAUACACUUGCGGCAACUCAAUCGUCCCCAGCCCGAUCACAAGAAUGGUGCUGCAGGUUCUAAGGUACGUUUGGGUUUUAUUUCCUUGUCGAAGUCUGGUCACCCUCUUCGCUACGGAGAAUAUUAUAAGAACAAACGUGCAAUUCAGUUUAGAAAGAUUACUCAUCGUCUCAUUCGAAAGGGAAAGUGCAACACAGAUUUGCGUGUUGGCUCUUGCAAUGGUCUUAUUUGUUUAGCUGAAUCUAGGAGUAACUUAGCAGAUCCAGUUCACAUCUGUAAUCCCAUUAAUAGAGAAUGCUUGCAACUUCCAGUAUUUGACGAAAAUAAUGACUACGAAUCUGUUAAUCAAGUAUGUAGUGGUUUUGGUUACAGUACUCGAACUAAUGAGUAUAAGGUCGUUAGAAUCUUGUAUUAUGACGACAGCGAUCAUGGUACUAUUGGACAUAUACAAGUAUACACUCUUGGAAGUGGAAAUGGCUGGAGAAACAAAGGGGUGAUCACCGAAAUGUUGAAUUCAACAUAUGGUGUCUUUGCUUAUGGAGAUCUCUAUUGGCUAGAUUCAAACGAAAAAAAGAUGAUUGUCUUCACUUUGUCAGAUGAAGAGUUCAAGAUCCUCCCUUCACGCCCGUUUUAUGAUCCUAGUUGUGAUGAGUUUUUUUUUUCUCAGAUCAUGGGGAAAGCGAUUGUAUGGUGUUGA